AUGGGUCGGAUUAACCGUCAGCAGUCGCCUACACCCACCAUACCCGACGACAUCAACAUCGCUAAUACCCCGCGAAAGCCCUACAACGAGCCGGACAACACCGCUGCCAGAGCGAGUACGGUCCAAAAUGAAGCAGAUAUCACCAGUCCAUCGCGUGGCAUUCUUGAGCAAGUCUUCGAGUUCAACCGGAACUUCCAGCCGGACGAACCUGGUGAUACCAUACCAAACACCUACAAUCCCGACGACUACAUACAGAGUGCUACCGAGGUGGCCACUCCAAGUGUUGGGAAUACCCCAGACCUGAGCGCUGCGGAUCGGGCCGUGCAGGAUGGAAAGGACAUGAUUGACGCAAUGAAGCGGAUAACUUCAGAAAUUCAACAGCAAUCGGCUAGCUCACCAGAAGAACAAACAUAUGUCACAAUCCCCACCCAGCUCUUACCAAAGAACGCUCCUGCCGCCCAGCAGGAACAGCUGCAAAACCUUCUCCAAUCGGCUUCCCCACAAGGCCUCCAGAAGCUCGUCUCCUACCUUGCUCCUCUACAUAACCUGUUGAAUUCCAUACCUAACGUAGCCAGCACCAUGCAGGAACUUGGCAGCCGCCUAGAUUUGCUGGAAAACGGAUCCUUCAAUUAUGUACAACCGGAAGACCUGCAUCCGACCUUGGAGAUGUAUGAGGGUAGGCUCAUCGAUGUAGAGCAUCGCCUGGAUGAACAUGAACGGAUGCAUCAGGCCAUGGAUGACCAAUCCAGCAACAGCUCCUUUGGCCGAAGGCGCAUCGAUAACGCGACGGCAUCAUUUGGCUCUGUAGACUCGACCACUUCUUCAGCACUUAUACUCGCAGCUAUGGAUCGCAAAGAUACGGAAAUGGAGCUUGACAACAUCAAAGACAGAUUGGAUGUGCUGGAAGCUGCUGCGCCACCCACAUCGCUGCAGCCCUGGGAGGUAGAGGUCGUUCUGCUACCAUGGGGUCCCGACCUGAAAGGUAUCUGGUUCUCACCUGAAGAACCAAUGCAUGAUAUAGCGAAGACGACGACACAGAACUCCGAAGAAUGGACUCAAGCUCGGAUGUCAAAGACUACCACCCUACCAUUCCUCGGGCGAGAUACAGAUUCCAGUCCGUACCCUGGGACCCGAAAUUCUGCCAAAGGUUCCAUACCUGGUCAGUCCGAGAACGGAUGGAGUAGCCAAGAUAUCAGUAAUUGGGCUUCAGGGUCUACGGACGAUUGGUUGUUCCCGAAAGCCUGUGGAAGCAACAACCUGGUCUACAAGCGACUCCAAAGCAGGGGGUUCGUUCGAGAUGUCACCUUCCGGGGCUCCAGCGCCAAAGAUAUACAGGAAGCUUUGGCACAUGCUUUCUCUGACGUGUUUGAUUAUCUGCAGUACGAUGACAGCGACGAGAACCCUAUGAUUGCUGCGUAUCCAGGUCUUCGGGCGCCGUACAUACCAUUACGAAAGGUGCUCAAAGAGUCGCGACUACGGUUCCUUACGCCUGCCGAAAUGUCCAGCAGCGCACUCUGGAAUGCCCAGUUCCUUUCAGCCGGCGUGAUGAUGAGGGUCUCCGGCGGAAAGAAAAGGCUAUACGUGACAGUGCGCGAAGCGUAUACACAACAAGUUGACCGUAACGAGUUCUUCGUCAUGGAACAGUCAUGGCCGGAGCUGCGGCAAUUACCUCGCUACCAACCCGAUAAAGGCUCACAAAUGACAGGCGACGAUGGAGAAUGUCAGCCUCAUGUUCCAGAGGCGGAUGCGAAGGAAGCAUGCUGGCAGUUCGUUGAGACAUAUGAUGCUCCGCCUGCUAGUGUGCAUUCUUCCUUUGGAAGCAACCAGUCCGUUCAACUAUCAAUGCGCCCUGCUGGUCGAAAUUGGCGACGGUCAAUCACUCCCAACUCGAUCUUGAAGAACAAGCAACCCCAGCCCAUCUCUCCGCUGAGUGAGAACCAUCUGCAACGUCCACCGUACUCUCGCAAUCGCACGGUGUCUGCUUCGGUUAUCGACACCUUCCCAUCUCGUUUGUCAAAGCGCCGCCUCCACGCUUCUGCUACAGAACAAUCAUCUGCCCCACAGCCAAUUUCCCAUGCACCUAGCCUGUCGGUAACAAGGCUAAAGCGGCGUCGUGUGACGAACUCCUCCUCCCCACGUCCCGAGACAGCACAGGUUCCAAUAUGGAAUGCGACUCCUCGACACUCACGAGAACCACCUUCACCGUUCUACUCGUCGCAACCUGCACUACCGCGAUCAAAUUCAGACAUUAUGAGCAGACCAAGUCAGCGCUCUGUUGCAGUAGCAGGGAAAUUAACACCUUUCGCCUAUGCAACGCCGCACUCAGGACCCUUUUUGGGCGGCCCUGGCUUUAACGCAUACAACAAUGGUGGCGAUACUGAGCCCGACGAUGACAACGAUGACGGGGAGCAAAGCUGGCCUGGCGUCACUGAUGGCGACAACGACAGCGCCUCGAGCUCAAUCCUUGACGCUGACGUUGGUGCGCAAGAGGGAGCUAGCUUCUCAGGUGAUGAUAGUGGCUUCGGCGGCGACAACGGAGAAGAAAGCGAUGCGCCAUGGGAUGACGACCUCUAUGCACAACGCCAGCAAGAUGAAGAUGAUGAAGAUGACGAUGACGUCUUUGACUCUUUGCUUAGUAUCAUCGAGGACUAG
Molecule: messenger RNA, 2652 nt
Organism: Alternaria atra
Lineage: Eukaryota; Fungi; Ascomycota; Dothideomycetes; Pleosporales; Pleosporaceae
Exons: 1
Coding region: 1-2652 (883 amino acids)
Source: RefSeq, a predicted model, not a curated record